GGUCGACAUCACUGCAGCUCUCUCAAUGGCUUCGGUCUUCCCAGGAUUCCGUCGGGCAGCCCCACGGCUGGGGCAGGAUUUCUUCAUAUGCCGUCAAUGCAUAAGUCAGGCGCGUCCAGCAACACGCUUUGCCAAGCUGCGUGGGAAAUCGGCGUUCUUGCGAAACGUACGAUUCAACAGCGCUGUCGCGGGUUCUGAGAUCCCAGCUAAGAAGCCCUCUCCGUUAACCUCUCUCAGUCAAACGAUAGCGAGCAAUGGAACAAAGACUCCAUCUGCCGGUGACAAGAGCAGCUUCCCAAACACGAGCUCAAAGUCAGUAGCGUACUGGCUAUUAGGAAGCGCAGCCAGUGUCUUUGGAAUCGUGGUAUUUGGGGGCCUAACGAGGUUAACAGAAUCUGGAUUGAGUAUUACAGAAUGGAAGCCCGUCACAGGCUCUCUUCCUCCGCUCUCUAAUGCAGAUUGGCAAUCUGAAUUCGAUAAAUACAGAGCCUCUCCUGAAUUCAAACUUUUAAAUCCACAUAUGAACAUUGACGAGUUCAAAAAGAUCUACUAUAUGGAAUGGGGUCAUCGACUAUGGGGGCGUUUCGUGGGGCUUUCUUUCGUUAUACCAGCGGUCUACUUCGUUGCACGACGAAAGGUGUCAGUCAAUAUGGCUUGGCGAUUGCUAGGAAUUUCAGGAUUGAUCGGUUUCCAAGGAGCUAUAGGAUGGUGGAUGGUGAAAUCAGGGCUGAAAGAUGAUCUCUUUGCGCCUGGAUCACAUCCUAGAGUCAGCCAAUACCGACUGACAGCCCAUCUCGGCGCAGCAUUCAUAUGCUACACAGCUAUGCUCUGGAACGGACUCUCCAUUCUUCGGGACAUCAAGCUUCUUUCUAACCCCACAAAAGGUCAAGAGCAUCUUCUCCGUCUCUCCUCACCUACCCUCUCUGUAUUCAGGAAAUCAGUUGCUGGUCUCGCUCUCCUCGUUUUCACGACAGCUAUGUCUGGUGGCCUAGUUGCUGGACUUGAUGCCGGAUUAAUCUACAACCAGUUUCCUCGUAUGGGCGACGGCUUUAUCCCGCCAAAAUCAGAACUUUUCUCCAAGUUCUAUUCAAGGAAAGAAGAUGGGUCCGAUAUCUGGUGGAGAAAUAUGCUCGAGAACCCGUCAACAGUACAGCUUGAUCAUCGUAUCUUGGCUACAACAACAUUCACGGCUAUCUUAGCUCUGUGGGCUUAUUCUCGGUUUAAUCCAAAGAUUAAAGCGGCGCUGCCGCGUGCAGGCAGUCGAGGCAUGACGGGUGUGGUGCACUUGGUGUGCUUACAGGCUCUUUUGGGGAUCAGCACCCUCAUUUACCUUGUUCCAAUCCCUCUGGCCGCAGCACAUCAAGCUGGGAGUUUGGCGCUGUUGACAGGUGUCUUGACGCUUGGAAAUAGGGUGUGGGUUCCGAAAAGGACUCUCAAGCUGGUGCAGAACAAGCUGAAGCGAGCAGCAGCUGCACCAGUCUCGGCGCACACAGCAACUCUGAGAAAUGCUGCCAUAAAGCGGACUUGAACAUGUUGAAGGGAAAUACCCUGCAUCUUCAUGGAGAGCGGCGUGGAAUGUAAAAACGGGAAGGAGUGAUGUAUAAUUUCUGAAUUAGUGGGGAAAUUCUGAUAUCUCAGAUAGCGUUGGGACAUACCAGGACAAGGAGUUUGGUCAAGUCUACUCCGUACAUACCUUGAAUGAAUCUCAACUCUGUACAUUGUACUAUAUAGACAUACCAUCUACACCAUACUUACCU
Messenger RNA from Amorphotheca resinae ATCC 22711, 1757 nucleotides. RefSeq lists its product as hypothetical. Gene Ontology annotation, biological process: heme A biosynthetic process. Gene Ontology annotation, cellular component: mitochondrial inner membrane. The record is from RefSeq and is a predicted model, not a curated record. NCBI's taxonomy places the organism in Eukaryota, Fungi, Ascomycota, Leotiomycetes, Helotiales, Amorphothecaceae. The transcript is spliced from 2 exons. Gene Ontology annotation, molecular function: oxidoreductase activity, acting on NAD(P)H, heme protein as acceptor. The coding region runs from base 26 to 1528 and encodes 500 amino acids.